Molecule: messenger RNA, 5010 nt
Organism: Toxotes jaculatrix (banded archerfish)
Lineage: Eukaryota; Metazoa; Chordata; Actinopteri; Toxotidae
Product: forkhead box protein O1-A-like
Exons: 4
Coding region: 228-2210 (660 amino acids)
Biological process (GO): regulation of transcription by RNA polymerase II
Cellular component (GO): nucleus
Molecular function (GO): DNA-binding transcription factor activity, RNA polymerase II-specific; RNA polymerase II cis-regulatory region sequence-specific DNA binding
Source: RefSeq, a predicted model, not a curated record
UCGGUGCAGGAUAGUGUGAAGUUAGUGAAGACCUUGAACGAAGCAAUUCUCUGACUUUUAAAUUACAGACCUCUCUCACCUGGUCAUAGAACUGGACUCUAGCGUGUGAACGCAACAUUUUAUUUCAUUUUUAUUUUUUUACCUCAGUGAUAUUUUUCUUAUUGGUUAAUAUUUAUCUUUUUGUAUGUGAGUGUUUAUGUGACACUUAACGCCGGUUUGACCCUGACAUGGCUGAGGCACCGCCACCACAGACACAGCCGGUCGAAAUAGACCCGGACUUUGAGCCUCUUUCUCGCCCGCGAUCGUGCACUUGGCCUCUUCCCCGGCCGGAACUCCUCGACCCGACCGGCUCCAACACAUCCUCCCCGGCACCAUCGGUGCAACAGGAGCCGGGAGGAAACACCGAGUUCAUUAGUAACCUCGGCUUGUUAGAGGAGGACUAUGAGGAGUACGCAGAGCAGAAACCACCUGUGCCCUGCAAUGAUUUUCAGUGUCGGGACGGAAACUGUGUGCAUCUGCAUCACCACCACCACCACCAUCAUCUUCAGCAGCAGCAGCAGCAGCAGCUCCCGGGUCCGCAACUGCCGCCUCAGCAACAGGUGCCUCCUCCUGGCCUCGCACCCCUGGGCAGCUCCGGCCACAGGAAGAGCGGCCACAGCUCGUCCCGUCGUAACGCCUGGGGGAACAUGUCGUACGCUGACCUGAUCACCAAGGCGAUAGACAGCUCACCUGAGAAGAGGCUGACACUGUCUCAGAUUUACGACUGGAUGGUCAAGAGUGUGCCUUACUUCAAGGAUAAAGGAGACAGCAACAGCUCCGCGGGCUGGAAGAACUCCAUCAGACACAACCUGUCCCUGCACAGCCGGUUUGUGCGCAUACAGAAUGAGGGAACAGGAAAAAGCUCCUGGUGGAUGCUGAACCCAGAGGGGGGAAAGAAUGGAAAGUCACCUCGACGCAGAGCCGCCUCCAUGGACAACAACAGUAAGCUUGCCAAAAGCAAAGGAAGGGCUACGAAGAAAAAGAUGGCUCUACAAGAAGGGGCUGAGGGUGGAGCUGGCAGCCCUGGUUCCCAGUACUCUAACUGGCUGGGAAGCCCAAACUCCCACGGUAAUGAGGACUUUGAAACCUGGAGCUCCUUCAGGACGCGCACCAGCUCUGAUGCCAGCACUCUGAGUGGUCACCAUUCACCUUUCCCUUCUGAACAGGAUGACCUGGGAGAGUCUGAUGGCCAUAUGAUUUAUCCUGGAGCUGCAGGGACCAAGAUAACCUCCACCCUGCCCAGCUUGUCUGAGGUGACUGGAUCCUUGGGCCAACAUGGUUCAGAGAAUGUCAUGGAGAGUCUGCUGGAUAACCUGAACCUCCUGUCUCCUAAAAACCCUCCGCUGGGUUCUGACUCCUCACAUUCCUCCAAUGCUACCAUGCUUCAGAGUAGCCCCUACAGCUCCUCUGGCUUGACCCCGCACUCACAGCAGGACUACCGAAAGUGCAUGUAUGGCCAGGUGAGGAUGAACUCCCUCUCCCCUGUGCCCAUGCAGACACUGCCAGAGACCAAGCCGGGCUUCGGGCCUUAUGAGAACCAGUAUAUCUGCACAGCUGGUCUUCUUAAAGAGUUGCUGACCGUAGAUGCAGAUGCCAGUAGGGACGUCAUGUCCUCAAGGGAUGCGCUGGUGUCUCAGGUUGGGAGGGGAGGUUGCCUAAUGCCCACUUACAGCAGCCAGAGGCAUGCUGGGGCUCACAAUGGAGUAAAAAUGAUGACUCCUCCUCAGAGUCACCCAGUUCCUCAUGUAAAUCCACAAGCUAUACAUAGCCAGGGUCCUUCAACCUCACAAGACUUGAAUAGUUGUAACAUGAUCCCAGUGACUAGCCUGACUAGUCUUUCAGUGGCCCCUCCUCAAAUGACCAACCUGAGGACAACCAUGCAGCUGCCCCGUGGACACCCAGCACACACUAAUGAUGUCUCAGCAACCUAUGGCAGAAGCAAUGGCUACAGGGAAAUCAGCUUGGGUCACCCGCACGGUCAUCAUCAGGAGCGGCUGCCAAGUGACCUGGACAACAUGUCCAUUGAGAGGUUUGAAUGUGACAUGGAGUCUGUCCUCCAUGACACACUCAUGGAUGGUGGGGCACUGGACUUUAACUUUGACCCCGCAGCUGGGCCUCAUGGGUUUCCCCAAAGGGUGAAGACCACCACACACAGCUGGGUGUCAGGCUAGGAUUCAUGGUGGAUCACAAACAGGUUUUCUCAGCAUCAUGCCACUGCUCAUCUUCAUUCAGAGACUGGAAAAUGUAAAUCCAAAGAAGCCACCACCAUCACUCUCAACAGAGCACCUGACACAAAGUCAUUGUCAAAAAUUUGAUAUCUUGAGUUGCAGCUCCAUAUUAUGGUCUAAGCUGAGCUCCACGACUCAACUUAGACCAUAAGAGUGUAUGUAUUUACUUUUUAUUUAUGAGACUAAACUAAAGAAGUUUACCAUUCAGAUCCAGAUAUUGAAAAGAAAAAAAGACUCAAAAGCCAGAAUUGUUGUUAUUCAUAAUAGCAUUGAACAUGCUUAAAAACAAAGAGACAAGCCUGCCUUUAGUUUACAAUUACUUGUCAAAAACUGGCAAUAUGUAAAUAGUUGUUUAUUUUUUCUGAUUUCCUGACAUAUUAAAAUAUACUGUACAGGAUUUUACAUAAGACAAAACAUAGUUACAAAAGCAGAGGUUUAGAAAUUUCUUAAAACAAAUUAUUUGUGAUCAGUCUGGUACCAUCUCGUGAAAGGAGCCAGUCAUGGAUUAAUGUGGGGUCCACACAGCAGCAUUAUGCAUAUUCAGUGAGAUAAAAGCAUGGCUAUAUCUGUCCACACAAAGUUUGACUUAAGACAUCAAGCAGUGAUUUUUUUUUUUUUGGUCCAUUGCUUAAAAUUGUGUUUAUGAUGUGAAAAUGGCACUGGUCUCUUAUUAUCUAGUGGAUCCAAAAAUCUGCCAUAUCUGAUGUUCUGUACGGUCUGAUCAAUCACAAGAGUGUCAGACUUGAAAGGUUAAAUUUGAGAAAAGUUCUUAGCAUCCAGCCUUUUUUUUUUCAAAUGAUUACUCAAGUGUUAAUCCUAUUGAGGUCAUUCGGCUUAAAUUAUAGAUAAACCAGUGUAUCAUCUGCAUAAGGAAUCAUAUUAACAAUAUUAAAAUACUGUGUAAUGUAUAAAAUGCUGUAUAAUAAUGUACUGUGACAAAAGAUAUGUCCAGGAAUAGACCCCUGGAGAAAUCCACAAAUUAUGAAACAAACAACAAUGUAGCCUAAAAAAAUAUACUGAUUGGCCUACACACAGCUGAAAUAUUCACAGACACAUGUCAUGGUACAGUGCUGUCAAACUGAGGGCUCGAGUCAAAUAUCAACCAAUCAGUCAUAUACUGUAUGAAAAUAUUUAUUUAUGUUUUUAUUCUAUUUGUAGCUGUUGGAUUCUUGCUUUGUAUUUUGUAUUCUGGUAAAAAAAAAAAAAAGUGUCUAUACUGUGUACAAUGUAUACACUGGAAUUAAGAUACCCAAUACUGUUAUGCUGUACUUAAUUUUUUUUUCACAUUAAUAUCCAAAAUUACAGAUACAUUAGAAAUGCUGCCUUCUAAAACAGUUUACUCAAAGUCUCAAUUAAUAUGGAGACAUCUGUUUUGUGAAAGCUCGCUGUUACAUUAGGGUGUUUUCAUGCACUAAUUACUCUUUGAAAAUGUGAGUGUUUGUCACCCAUAAAGAAUAAUGCUCCUCAGCAUCUUAUUUUGCCGUAUUGAACUCAUUAAUCAUGAAUGUUGCUAUCAGGGGACAAACUUCCAUCUCUCUAUAAUUACAUGAACCUCUUUGGAUAUAGGAAAUUCUACCGUGCAUGAAAAACAUUUCAAAAUUGCUUUAGAGAAACUGAAAAGGUAUGAUGAUCAAGUUAAAAUCAGAGCUGUGUUUAUCACUUUCACUGAAAAAGGGACAUUUUGGAAAAUCUGGAGAUUUUCGCCUGACUAAUGCUGUGUGAUACAGGGGGAGCAGAAGUAGGUGGAGAUGAUCAGAUUCUAAACAAACCGAAACUGGAUGAUGGUCUUCAAAGCUACAGCUUUCAUGCACCAAAGAGUUAUCUACUCUACCAAACACAUUUCAAAGAAAGUGUUCCAAUUCACUGUGCCUACAUGGUCUCACUGACUUACAAUGUUGUACAUAUUAUUUUCUUUAGUAGUACAUUUUUGUAAAUGGUUUUAAAUGACUUGUAAGGAUUGUACUGAAAUAUUGCAUUCUUAUGUAUUUGUUUAGGCAUGUUUGUUUACAUAUCUCAGUCCAACCUAUAUCAGUAAAUAUAUGAACACUCAUACCUCAAAAUAUUUUACCUCUGAAGUGUUGAAGGGAUUUUCCUGCCAUUUUCCUCAGUGAGUAAUGUAUUGAAUUCAUCUUCAUUUUUGACGUACAUAGUUUUGUAAAUAUUUUUCUGUUUUUUUGUAUAUGAUUAAUGCUGAAACCAGUUAUAUUUGGACCUGUCGUCUGUCUUUGCAUUUCUGUUUUCUUGUGCUUGAGGAUUAUAGCCAUUAGUUUAUAGUUAAUGUUAAUGUGACAGUAAAAGUUUUUAAUUAAACAUGAAUUUGUGUGAAAUUUAACAUUUUAAAAUUGUUCAGUGAAAGUUUAACAGAAUUCAGUAAACAGAAUUUAAUUAUGUUGUGGCAGAAGAGUAGUAUUUCUAUAAUUAUUGAAGUCAAUUAAAAAUAAAUACAUGAUGGAAGAUUUUAACAAUGGGUCAACAUUGCUACCUUGCACAAAUGAGAUUAAACUUUAACAAGUACUUGAGCCUGUUACAUUUCAUUUUGGAAAAAUAGCAUAAUGAAUUUUUUAUAUAAUAUUUGAAGUUACACAAAUGAUGAUACCUACUCGUGUAAAAAGUAUUUUCAGGAAAAAUGGAAUGUUUUAUUUUGUCUUUGAUAUCCACAUACAGGUAUUUUUGAAAUAAUGCAGUUUUUUGUAUGUAACCCAUUCCAAUUCAUAUAUCACCAUGAGAACUUGCAAUUAAAGGA